AUGGACCCCUUCCUCAGGAAGCGGCUGACCUUCCUGUCCUUCUUCUGGGACAAGAUAUGGCCGGUGGCCGCGCCGGACGACGGCGUCCCGGGCUUCCCCGACCCUGCGGCCAGCGCUGAGCCAGAGCCCCCUGCCACAGAGCCCUGCAGCCCCCCCGUGCCCAUGCAGCUCUUCCAGGCGCUCUACGACUUCAGGGCGCGGUGCUCAGCUGAGCUGAGUGUCAGCCGCGGGGACAGGCUCUACGGCCUCAAGGAGGAGGGUGACUACAUCUUUGCCCGCAGGCUCUCCGGCCCACCCAGUACUGGGCUGGUACCCAUCACCCACCUGGCCAAGGCCACCCCGGAGACGCUCUCAGACCACCCCUGGUACUUCAGCGGCAUCAGCCGCGCCGGGGCCCAGCAGCUGCUCCUGUCCCCAGCCAAUGCACCGGGCACCUUCCUCAUUCGGCCCAGUGAGAGCAGCCACGGGGACUACUCGCUAUCCGUCCGGGCGCAGGCCAAAGUUCGCCACUACCGCAUCUCCACGGCAGCCGACGGUCUCUACCUGCAGAAGGGCCGGCUCUUCCCCAACCUGGAGGAGCUCCUUGCCUACUACAAGGCCAACUGGAAGCUGAUCCGGAACCCACUGCUGCAGCCCUGUGUGCCCCAGAAGCUCCCCCAGCAGGACGAGUGGGAGCGGCCUCGCUCGGAGUUUGCCCUGCGGAGGAAACUGGGUGAAGGCUACUUCGGGGAGGUGUGGGAAGGCCUGUGGCUUGGCUCCACACCAGUGGCGGUCAAGGUCAUUAAGUCAGCCUACAUGAAGCUCGCAGACCUCAGCAAGGAGAUCCAGACACUCAAGAGCCUGAAGCAUGAGCGUCUCAUCCGGCUGCACGCUGUGUGCUCCGAGGGCCAGCCCGUGUACAUCGUCACCGAGCUCAUGCGCAAGGGCAACCUGCAGGCCUUCCUGGGGAGCCCCGAGGGGCGGGCCCUGGGCCCGCCUCUCCUGCUGAGCUUUGCCUGCCAGGUGGCUGAGGGCAUGAGCUACCUGGAGGACCGGCGCAUCGUGCACCGCGACCUCGCGGCCAGGAACGUGCUCGUGGGCGAUGACCUGGCAUGCAAGGUGGCUGACUUUGGCCUGGCCCGGCUGCUCAAGGAUGACAUCUACUCCCCAAGCAGUGGCUCCAAGAUCCCUGUCAAGUGGACUGCGCCCGAGGCAGCCAACUACCGCAUCUACUCUCAGAAGUCGGACGUCUGGUCCUUCGGAGUUCUGCUCUAUGAGGUCUUCACCUAUGGCCAGUGUCCCUAUGAAGGACUGAGCAACCACGAGACCCUGCAGCAGGUCACGCGAGGGUACCGACUGCCACGCCCAGCCUCCUGCCCGGCGGAGGUCUACACGCUCAUGUUGGAGUGCUGGAAGGGCAGCCCCGAGGAGCGGCCGGCCUUCACGACACUGCAGAAGAAGCUGAGUGCGGCCCAUAGGCGCCUUGCCCCUGCCCACACGUGA
Odobenus rosmarus divergens (Pacific walrus) is the source of this 1482-nucleotide messenger RNA. It is a transcript of the gene SRMS, whose product is annotated as src-related kinase lacking C-terminal regulatory tyrosine and N-terminal myristylation sites. Gene Ontology annotation, biological process: cell differentiation; innate immune response; protein phosphorylation. The record is from RefSeq and is a predicted model, not a curated record. Gene Ontology annotation, cellular component: extrinsic component of cytoplasmic side of plasma membrane. Bases 1 to 1482 code for a protein of 493 amino acids. The transcript is spliced from 8 exons. Gene Ontology annotation, molecular function: non-membrane spanning protein tyrosine kinase activity; signaling receptor binding; ATP binding. NCBI's taxonomy places the organism in Eukaryota, Metazoa, Chordata, Mammalia, Carnivora, Odobenidae.